This is a messenger RNA of Maniola jurtina (meadow brown), 6478 nucleotides long. Its product is annotated as phospholipid-transporting ATPase ABCA1-like. The record is from RefSeq and is a predicted model, not a curated record. Gene Ontology annotation, biological process: transmembrane transport; lipid transport. Gene Ontology annotation, cellular component: intracellular membrane-bounded organelle; membrane. Gene Ontology annotation, molecular function: ATP binding; ATP hydrolysis activity; ABC-type transporter activity. The coding region runs from base 379 to 5307 and encodes 1642 amino acids. The transcript has 32 exons. NCBI's taxonomy places the organism in Eukaryota, Metazoa, Arthropoda, Insecta, Lepidoptera, Nymphalidae.
CUGGUUGUGGUGGUAUAAAAAUAUUUGCCUUUGCCUGUUUGCCAUUUUCGCCAACUUGUAAUUUAACUUGUUUCACACAUUUGUUAUCGCUGUAAUUGUAUGUUGCAGACUUAUGUGUAAUUAUACAAAAUUCCAGUGAUAGCAAAACUGUACCCUGGCAUGGGAGAAUUCUAAAUAUGUUUCGUUUCGUGACAGUAAAAUCGUAAACAAAUGCCUAUCAUUACAAUGUAAUCAGCUAAACAUUUGUUAUUGUUGGCCGUUGACCAUUCUUGGAACUCCACAAACUCGAAGGCUGUGUGACUAAGCCGUUCCGUGUUUAUAUUCAAGUGUUUAGAACAAAGUGUGUUAAAUAAAGUUGCAAAAAAUCUGCCUUCAAAAAUGAAGGGGACUUUAAAAGUGCUGAUGUGGAAGCACCUAGUGGUGCGUCUGAAGCGAUUCGUCCAUACGCCUGUAGAAAUAAUAUCGCCAGUUAUCUUUUUUGCGAUUCUUUUCACGCUCAAACCUUACAUCUAUCCAGUGCCGAAAUCUCAUCAUUCGGAAAAGUUUAACGUUCAGAAUACAGAACCAGUUAGUUUGGCGUCUCGAGAAGGCCUUGGAAAAGUAUUCUACACACCUGCAACUGAUUUAACUAAUCAGCUCAUGCAAAAAGUUGGCCAGCAGCUGUCUUUACAAAAUCUCAGUGAAGGAGCCCACUUGCAUGACAAGUACUACCAAGCCUUUGCAAAUGAAUCGGAUAUCGUCGUAUUGGCAGAGGACAUGGGUCAAAAUGACGCGAUUGUCAUAUUUCCGAACAUGACAACCACCUGGCCCAAAAAGUUGCAGUACACAAUACGCAUGAGAAAGGAUUUUCAUACACAGACGUAUGAAUCGGAAAGUCCAAUUUUGAGGCCGUUUGACAUUUUUGGUACCACUUAUGAACAAUUCAUGAAGCUGCAAUGGGCGAUCGAUUCAAGUUACAUAGAGCUUGUAACGAAAAAGGAAGUUCCACAGAGGGUGAUGAUCCAAGACUUCCCGUUCGUUCGCACAGCGGAGAACGAUGUGAUAAUGUACAUAUGCAAAGUACUGCCCACCCUAUGCUGCCUGUCUCUACUGCUGGUGUUUGUGUUCCUCAUGGCGAGGCUGCUGGAGGAGAGGAUCAACGGGAUACAGGAGUUGAUAAGAAUGAUGGGCGUAUCGCACACCGCGCUCAACGUAUCGCACUUCCUCAACGUGCUGCCGGCCGGGCUAGUGUACAGUGUGGUCGGCGCCACACUACUGACCGUCACCGAGUACUCCUACAUCCCGCACUCUGAACCCGGGAUGAUAUUCACGAUGCUCAUCCUGCAUUUCACCAGCAUUGUAUCCAUCGCUUAUGCUGGCAGCUACUUCGUCAAAAGCACCCAAUACACGGUAACCGUAGCAACGGUGCUGUACAUAGCUUCGAUGAUGCCCAGCCAGUUGAUCAACAACCACAAGAUUCCACAGUGGGCGCUCCCCUUUUGUGGCCUGCUGCCGCACGAGCCCAUGCGCUGGUUCUGGAGCGAACUGGCGAUCUUGGAACAGUAUGGUAACGGCGUGAACAUGGCGACGAUCGGCAAAGUUCACAGCGAGAACAGCGGUUCUGUUUUGCUGUGCUACGCAAUGCUGGUGCUGCAGAGCGCUAUAUUCUUCACGCUGGCCUGGUACCUGGCGCGAGUCAACCCCGGCCCCUAUGGCACCGCGCUGCCGUGGAACUUUAUCUGCCAGAGCCAAUACUGGUGCUCGUCGAAGGUGCAGCCGGACGACAAGGCGGAAGAGAUGGAGGAAGUCAAUGUCAACGACUCCCAGUACUUCGAAGCCGCUCCGAAAAACGCCGAGGUUGGCAUCAAGAUCGAGAAUGUCACUAAGAUAUUUGGCAAACAACGAGCACUGGAUAACGUGACGCUGGACGUGUACAAAGGCGAGAUCACGGUGUUGCUGGGACACAACGGAGCUGGCAAGACCACCCUUAUGUCCAUCAUUACAGGAAUGUUUGGCGCGAGCGAUGGGAACGUGUACGUGGAAGGCAUGGACACUCAGAGCGAGCGGGAUGAAACUCGCAAGCUGCUUGGUCUUUGUCCGCAACAUAAUCUGUUCUUCCCCGACCUUACUGUGUUGCAGCACGUCAAGUUCUUCAGCAUGCUAAAAGGUACACCAUACUCUGAAGCCAAGAAGUCUGCUAUAAUGCUCCUAGAACGCCUGGGUCUAGGCGACAAGCUGUCAUAUAUGAGCAGCCAAUUAUCGGGUGGCAUGAAGCGACGCCUGCAGCUGGCCUGCGCGCUGGCGGGCGAGGCCAAGGUGCUGGUGCUGGAUGAACCCACGUCGGGCCUGGACGUGGAGACUAGGCGGGAACUGUGGGAUCUCUUGCUGUCGCUUCGCGGGUCGCGCACGGUGCUGAUCAGCACUCACUUCAUGGAAGAGGCGGAGGCGCUGGGCGACCGCGUGGCCGCGCUGCACGCCGGCCGCCUGCGCUGCCACGCCACCACCAUGCACCUUAAACGAGCACUUGGCGCGGGCUAUCGCCUGUCGUUCACAACGGUCGGCUUGCCCAACGUGCCGGCAAUAUCUGCGGCCAUCGUCUCCCAAGUGCCCGACGCCACCGUCAAGGAGACCUCUCUCAACUCUAUCUCUUACAACCUCCCCGCCAAGAGCAGUGACAAGUUCCCCAAACUCUUCAACCAUCUGGAAGCCCAGAGAUCUCAACUCGGCAUUGACUCUAUAGGAGUCGGGGUUUCGACUUUGGAAGAAGUGUUCUUGAAACUAUGCAGUGACGUCACCACUACAUUUUCUGAUGACGAGGUCGAUGGAGAAUCUAUUGAGCCAACAUUCGCAAAGCUCUCCGGCAUACGUUUAUACGCUCAUCAACUUCUGUUGUUGGUCAUACGACAGUUCAAGUUCCUGUGGUCGAAGAAGAUUUCUUUCCUUCUUCUGCAAGUAAUAGCACCGAUCGCAAUGAUUUGCGCGUUCACAAUUUUGUCCAAUGGAGUCGACCUUUCCCCGACCGAUCGGUACACAAAGAUUUCUUUGGACCUGGACCUCUACGACAUAGCGGAUCGGAGGGUGCUGUACAAUGUCAAGGAGAAAGACGUCAGUCAGUUAUACAUCGGGCGGAAAUACCACUUUGUGGAUUUCAAAAGAGUGCCCGAUGUCGCGGAGGCAAUACUCGAGAUUGGUCGAAAAAGUGUACUGGAUUACCAACACUAUCUAAUCGGAUUUGAAAUCAACGACACAGAUGCAAAGGCGUUGUACACAACCCUGGUGCGUCACGCGGCGCCCGUGUCGCUCAACUUCCUCUCCAACAUGCUCGCCGCGAUGCUGAUCCCCAACCCAGAGGCAGAAGUCACCAUAACCACCAUAAACCAUCCGCUGAAGGACAAACAAUAUGUUCGGCGAUCCAACACGGACUAUGUGAGCCCGAAGGAACUACCUUUUUGUGUGGUUUGGGCGAUAGGCAUUGUUUUCACUAUACUAUGCACGGUGGUCAACGGCGUAAUUCUGCCGUGCACGGAGCGAGUGUCGGGCACACGGCACAUACACGUCAUGACCGGCUGCCCGCCCGUGUUACACUGGGCUGCGACCUUACUGGCGCACUUGCUUAUAUAUGGCACUGUGCUUAUACUGCCCACCAUCAUUACCGCGGCUGCGAUGGACAAGGACAACACUAUCAACCAGUCGGACUUCCUAGGUGUGAUAGCGCUGGUGUUGAUCGUGGGCUGCUUGGCCUUCCUCUCGUUCGUGUACCUCGUGAGCUGCGUGUUCGCGGAGCGUGGCGCCACCACCCUGCUCUCCGCAUGCGUCAUCAUAUUCAGUAUCGUAACACCCUCGAUUUCGAUAGCGUCGGAUUUCAUCACCGACCAACCAGCGGGUUUCGGCCACUUCCUCAUCGUGCUGUCCAGCUACACCAUACCUGCCCACACGCUCGCCAUCGCCGUCGGCAAGAGCGUGUAUAGUGCGCGGUUGAACGCACUGUGCGCUCUGAACGUGCACAUAUGUCCGAACAUCCCUCUUUUGCCCGGAUUUGACCUUGAAAAGUGUUGUGUGGAAAGAGUAAACCCGAACUGCUACUUUUGUUUCGACAAGUACGCGCCAGGAAAAGACAUACUGAUCCUACUGUUUCAGUUCAUUGUUUAUAUGGCUAUAGUGGUGCUAACAGAGCACGGCGUGUUCAACCGUCUGCUCGACCGCGUGUUCAACGCGCGCUACCGGCCCUCCUCGCCCGCGGGACUGCACGAGAUGGUGCGCUCCGAGAAGGCCUACGUCGACAAGGCUAUAACACUGCCAAAGAAACAAAUCCCAGACGCGAUGCUAGUGAGCGACGUACACAAGAACUACUGGCGAAUCUUUGGCAAGUCGUGCAACGCCGUGCGAGGCGUGAACUUCUCAGUCAAACAGGGUGAAUGUUUUGGCUUGCUGGGCGUGAACGGCGCGGGGAAGUCCAGCACGUUCAAGAUGCUGACAGGAAUCGAAUGCACUACCCGAGGCACCAUCUAUGCAGACGGGCACUUCAUGAGUAGUACCAGCGGCAAGUAUCUGCAGUCGCUGGGCUACUGCCCGCAGUUCUCUGGGCUGGACGACUUCCUGAGCGGCCACGACAACUUGACGCUACUGCUCACGCUGCGUGGCCUCGCGCCCCACGACGUGCACACCGAGGCCAAGACGUGGAUAGAGAUCGUGGGUCUGCAGAAGUACGCCCACCGGCCGGUGUCGGGCUACUCGGGCGGCUGCGCGCGGCGGCUGGCGGCGGCCGCGGCACUGAGCUGCGGCGGCGCCGUGACGCUGCUGGACGAGCCCACCGCCGGCGUGGACGUGGCCGCGCGGCGCCGCGUGUGGGCGGCCGUGCGCCGCGCCUCCAGGACGCGGGCCCUCGUCAUCACUUCGCACAGUAUGGAUGAAAUGGAGGCGCUGUGCGGGCGCAUCGCGAUCAUGUCGGCGGGGCGCGUGGUGGCACUAGGAGAGGCGGCCGCGCUGCGCGCCGCGCACGCCGCGGGCCACGCCGUGCUGCUGAAGCUCGCGCCGCACACUGACGCCACUGACGUAACGGACAGCGCUAAGCCGGACGUGUCGCGGCUGAAAGCGGCACUGCAACAGAAAUUCAACUGCACGUUGCGUGACGAACACACGACCAUGUUGCACUACCACAUCAACGAAACAAUGCGCUACAGCGAAUUAUUCACGGAGCUGGAACAGCUCCGAGCUGAGUUCGCGAACCUUCUGGAAGACUACUCCGUGACCGAGACCACGCUCGAGGAAGUGUUCCUCUCCUUCGCCAAAGAGGAGCCGCAGGACGCGCCGGCGCCGGUGCCUGUUUGACUUGUCACAGCGCUAAAGAAAAAUUACGAAUACGCGGUUAUUUUAAAAAUACUCAUAAUUUUAAAACUUUUCUUUUACUGAACGACUUUUUUAAAAGAAAAUAAAAAAAAUCGAAAAAAAACAAGUUUUCUAAAUAUUAUGUAAUGAAGUUAUUAGUAUUUUUAAAUUCACCCUGCGUUUUUAGGAAUCAUGUUUCUCUCAAACAUUCCUGUGUAAUUAUUGAUUAUUAUAAUUAUUAUUGAGUUCCAUUAAUUUAAUUUAGCGUUCCACAGUCAAUUCCAUUUUAUUUAUUUCAUAUAGCUUAUAUUUUGAAUCUCUAAAUAAAUAUUAUUAAGGCUUAUUGUGUUAGAAAUAUAUGUAAUUACAAGAGGUCGAUCGAAGUCGUCGCUUUGUCGUUGGUAAUAUCCAGUUCGUCUGUAAGGUCUCUUAAAUGCAUAGUUCCAAAUUUGUCCAAUAUAAUAUGGAUGUAACUAAAUGGUUUUAAUAUGAAAAAUAUUCUAGUGAAAGCUGAAUGCAAAAUAGCUUUUUAAAAAUUAUGUCAUAUUGUGUAAUGAAACUAUGUACCUACUCUUAUAAAUAAAUAAUAAAUGAAAUAUUUUUAAUUCAAUUAAACUUUAACAAGUAAUUUUGAAUGGUCAAAUGCAUAUCUGCCACUGGUUCAGAAUGCCAUUCCUACCAAGAAGAACCAGUAAGAAACUCGGCGGUUAACUUUUCAAAGAUUUGAUAUACAACUUACAUACACAUACCCACACAUACUUUUGCCUUUAUAAUAUUAGUGUGAUAUAAAGUAUCAAAUACUUCGUCAUUAAUUACAUAGACGACCUAAUUUUUUUUUUAUUUGCCGCUAUAUCCCACCAUCAGCUUUCACUAGAAGUACUCUUGGAUUUUAUUAAUCGAAGUUUUGAAAUCUAUGAAAAAUAUGGCAACAGUAUCUAUGGCAGUUUUUGAGUGUGAUCACUAAGCUACGGGGGUAACUGCAUUGCUUAUUCUAUUAAUAUAAGGAAGGAAAAGCUAUAUUCUAGCCACGGAAACAAGUUAGUACCUUAUAAUAUAGCCCUCUCUGUUACGUAAUUCCAUAAAAAUGAGAGAUAAAAAUCUCAGUGGGCGUUACCCAUUUUGAAGCACCAACCAAUCACAAACGGAACUAUGUUAAGCAAUUGAAUUUCGAAUG